This is a messenger RNA of Westerdykella ornata, 3538 nucleotides long. RefSeq names its product WD-repeat protein-like protein. Gene Ontology annotation, molecular function: protein binding. NCBI's taxonomy places the organism in Eukaryota, Fungi, Ascomycota, Dothideomycetes, Pleosporales, Sporormiaceae. Gene Ontology annotation, biological process: rRNA processing. The record is from RefSeq and is a predicted model, not a curated record. Bases 45 to 3200 code for a protein of 1051 amino acids. The transcript has 4 exons. Gene Ontology annotation, cellular component: small-subunit processome; Pwp2p-containing subcomplex of 90S preribosome.
ACCAUCUCGCUUUCUGAGCUCCUUGCGCAUCGCCUUCUUCGACCAUGCCAGGCCACAUGGUUGCCAGAGAGGAGUCCAACGGACCAGUGGUAAAGCGCCAAAAGCGCGAGGUUAAUAACACCAACGGCGCUGCGCCCGUGGUCCAUCGGUCAAGGAUCUUCGCGCCGUUUAGAACUGUAGGACUCGUGUCGCCGACUGACGUCCCGUUCACUUCGCUGCCACUGGGGAAGACUACGUUUCAGAUCACCACUUCUGUCGGCCGAUCUCUCCAAACGUAUGAUUUGAAGCGUGGAUUGAACCUCGUCUUCAUUACCCGACCGCAAACUCCAGAAGAUAUCACAGCGACGCUAGCAUGGAAGAAGGUCGUCAUCACGGCCUGGGGUGGAGUGGGUGCAGACGCCCGGCGAGGGGUAUGGCUCUUUCAGCGCGGCAAGAAGGUCGCCGAGCUGGAGCUCCCUCGCGGGUUGAGGGAAAACAUCACGCACCUUGUAGCUUUUGGAGAAUGGAUUGUGGGGUCAUGUGCCACCGGUAUCCAGGUGUGGAAGUCGUCAAAUCUCGAGCAUUACACUACCCUCGUUGGCGUUUCCGCCAGCCCCAUCUCCGGGGGCAUCUGCACCAUGCCGACCUACCUGAACAAGAUCUUCGUCGGUAGGCAAGAUGGAUCAGUGGAAAUCUGGAAUAUCAGCACCGCCAAACUGCUGUAUACCUUUCUUCCACCAGCUGCAAGCUUUGGGGCAGUAACCGCGAUCCAACCCACACCUGCACUGUCUCUGCUGGCCAUUGCGUACCAGUCGGGCCCAGUCGUCAUCCACGACAUCCGUCUGGACAAGGAGCUGCUACGACUGAAUAUUGGCGCUUCCGGGAAGGUGCCAAUCACUUCGAUCUCAUUCAGAACCGACGGAAUGGGAGCCGGCGAAGAUGGUCGUGAAGAUGGAGUCAUGGCCACUGCUAGCCAAAAUAAUGGAGACAUCACGUUUUGGGAUCUGAAUAACGGUGGACGCAAGAUGGCAGUUCUCACUGGAGCACACAACCCUCCGCCAUCGAGCGGUGGUGGCAUCGGCGGAGGCAUCAGCAAGAUUGAAUUCUUGCCCGGGCAAUCUGUAAUUGUUUCCAGCGGUCUCGACAACUCUCUCAAGACUUGGAUCUUUGACGAGACGCCAUUCUCCCCCCUGCCGAGGAUGUUGCACGCGCGAGGUGGACAUGCCGCUGAAGUCUCCAGGAUUCGCUUCCUCCCGGCGAACUCUGAUGGUACCGAUGAUACCGGAAAAUGGCUGCUCAGUGCCAGUCACGACCGCAGCCUGUGGGGAUGGAGCCUUCGAAGAGACGGGCAAAGUACCGAGCUGAGCCAGGGCUCCAUUGAAAGGAAAGCCAAGAAGAUGGGCCUCCUCCAUGGAGGCACCACGAACCCACGGCUGCAGUCCGCCUUGGAGGGUUUGAAGGCUCCGCCCAUCACUUGCAUGGCCUGCUCAUUGAACCGCGAUGGUGGCAUGGGCACCAUGCCGGGGGUCAAGGGCAUCUGGAAUAAUCCUACCACAGUCAAGAAGGGCAAGAAGAAGGUGACCCCCGAGGUCAACAUGACUGGAUGGGAAAGUAUCGUGACGGGCCACGCAGGCGAUCAUGUAGCAAGAACAUGGUUCUGGGGCAGGAAGCGAGCCGGAAGGUGGACAUUGGCGACGGGUGACAACACCGAAGUCACAAGCGUUGCUGUCUCGCCUUGCGGUACCUUUGCCGUCAUAGGCUCGGCUGGAGGGUCCAUUGACAUGUACAAUUUGCAGUCGGGGCAACAUCGACGCAGAUUUCCAGUACCCUUGAAGCCAGCCGAAGCCAACAAGCUCAAGCUUCUACAGUUGCAAGAGACAGCCGCCCUAGCCACCGAUUCCCCGGCAGUGCCCAAGUUCAGAAAGGGCCAGGGGAGACACAAGGGCGCUGUUACUGGCAUCACGAUUGACAGCUUGAAUCGGAUCAUGGUCAGCUGUGGAGAAGAUGGCAAGGUCAAGUUUUGGGACUUCAACUCUGGCAUUCUGCUUCACGAGAUUGACUGGUAUCCCAUGAGCAAGCCUCUAGGCCUCCGCUAUCAUCGUGCCAGCGACCUGGUGGCUCUCAAUUGCGACGAUGGGUCAGUACGCGUCAUUGACAUUGAGACGAAGAAGCUCGUUCGAGAACUGUGGGCAUCAUCCUCGGAGGUGCAGCUAAAGAUUGUCGACUUUGCAUUCUCCAACGACGGAAGAUGGAUCAUCAGCGCCAGCUCCGACUCGGUUGUCAGGGUGUGGGACCUCCCGACUGGCCAUCUUAUUGACGGGAUGAGGCUGCCCAAGCCAUGUACCACGCUUGCCUUGUCGCCCACUGGCGAGUACCUAGCGACGGCACAGAAGGGUGAGGUGGGCGUUCACAUAUGGACGAAUCGCACGCUCUUCACGCAUGUCUCAACCCGUCACAUUUCCGAAGAUGAAAUCGCGGUGAUCAGUGCUCCGACUGCUUCUGGCGAAGGCGGGGAAGGGCUUGUCGAAGCGGCCCAAGAGGAGGAAGCCGAGGAGGAGCCAGAGGAGACGACUGUGCCCAUCAUGGAUCAAUUGGCCGAAGGUAUCACCACGCUCAGCCUGGUGCCCAGGUCACAAUGGCAGACGCUAUUGCAUCUGGACGUUAUUCGCGCUCACAACAAGCCCAAGGAAGCACCCAAAGCCCCGGAAAAAGCUCCCUUCUUCCUCCCGUCCGUGGGUCAGAAUCAGCAGGACUCGGCAGCAUCGAAUGGACUUGGGCUUGAGGAACCCAAGUCCCGAGUCUUGAGCGCUGCCAUGGUGUCGAGGUCAUCGGCAUCCGCAUCGACGAACGAGUUCACGCGUCUGCUUGCCCAGGCCGCUGAGAGGCAAGAGUAUGCGCCAGUCCUGGCGUAUCUGGCGACGUUGACUCCGUCCGCUGCCGAUCUUGCAAUACGCACGCUCGAUGUGAUGCCUCCGUACACUGAGCUCUUCACCUUCUUACGAGCGCUCACGUCGCGUCUGGAGGAGAGGAAGGAUUAUGAGCUUGUGCAGGCUUGGAUGAGUGUGUUCUUGCGGCUGCAUGGAGACACCAUUGCAAGGGAGGAGGGGCUGAUUGAUGAGCUGCGCAGGUGGCAAGAGGAAGCUAAGAAGGAGAAGGAGAGGUUGAGCAGUCUGGUCGGAUACAGUGUUGGAGUUGUCGGGUGGGUGAGAAGCGCGCGAUGAUGACGAGGCCUGCGUUUAUUGUGAGUGCCUUUCAGCGCGGCAUAUGAUCAACGGGUUUUCGGAGAAUAGAUGGAUCUUUCUUGGUUGUCGAUGUUCCAAUAUAGUCGGGCCCGUUCCAGUGGUCACGAUAUGUCACUCCAUGACCUCACACCAUUUUUCUUUCCAUGGAGCGAAGGCAGACCAGCGUAGGGCGGAUCAGCUGCAGGUGGAGGAUUCAGCCUGGGGCCCAUACAAGAAAUAUUGGCAACCCGACGGAUCAGUCAGUCCCGGACUUUUCUCCGUCUGUACGGCCUUAGGGGCAGCGUGUCUGGUCCAGCCAUUCGUCACCUAUGCUGCAC